Molecule: messenger RNA, 653 nt
Organism: Egretta garzetta (little egret)
Lineage: Eukaryota; Metazoa; Chordata; Aves; Pelecaniformes; Ardeidae
Product: C-type lectin domain family 1 member A-like
Exons: 6
Coding region: 150-653 (167 amino acids)
Source: RefSeq, a predicted model, not a curated record
UGAACUUUCUACGCUACAGUAGACAACGACAAUAGGAACAGCCUCUCUUGUCCAGCUCAGUAAAUAAGAAAAGGCACUCUCUUCCCUUUGCUGUAUGGUGGCCAGCUAUCUUCACUUUCUUUGCACUGUGCCUGGCCCUCACGAUAGGAAUGACAGUCCUAGGUCUCAGAGAUUCUAAGGCACCUGAGGCACAAAAUGAAAACCUGCAAGGACUAAAGGAGAGAUUGUGCAUGAUGGAUGAUGCAAUCAGUAAGAACGAUAGAUCCACAUGUUCACUCUGCCCUGUAAACUGGAAAUGGAUUGGAGGCAACACCUGUUUCUACUUUUCAGAAGAGGAGGCCACAUGGCAGGAAAGUAAAGACUUCUGCUUCUCCCUGAAUGCCACCCUUCUUAUGCUGAAGAGGAAAAGCAAGCUGAUUAGCAUAUCUCAUCUAUCACAAAAAAAAUCUUACUGGGUUGGAUUAUCAUACGGAGUUGAUGGCUGGUCUUGGAUAGACGAUACAAAACUUUCUACAAAGAGAACAGACUGGAUUGUUUUGUCCUCAAAGCAAAACUGUGCAUGCCUGUUUUAUCGUAAUUCAGGAGUUUACAGUGAGAAUUGUUAUGAGAAACAUCCCUGGAUCUGUGAGAAGGCAGCAGUCCAGCUGAUGUAA